Megalobrama amblycephala (Wuchang bream) is the source of this 973-nucleotide messenger RNA. RefSeq names its product DTW domain containing 1 (gene dtwd1). NCBI's taxonomy places the organism in Eukaryota, Metazoa, Chordata, Actinopteri, Cypriniformes, Xenocyprididae. The record is from RefSeq and is a predicted model, not a curated record. Gene Ontology annotation, biological process: tRNA modification. Gene Ontology annotation, molecular function: tRNA-uridine aminocarboxypropyltransferase activity. Gene Ontology annotation, cellular component: nucleus. The transcript is spliced from 4 exons. Bases 25 to 789 code for a protein of 254 amino acids.
GUGUGGACGCGUUUGCUUACAGUCAUGUCGGAUGAGGACUGCGCUGCUGCGGGGGAGAGGAGCUCUCUGAGCGGCCUGCUGCUCGCCUCGCACGCCCCGCUGGAUGACGCGCAGCGCGCGGGCCGGAUGAAGUGCUCGCGGUGCGGCGCGUCGCGCAUGUUCUACUGCUACAGCUGCUGCGCGUUGGUCGGGCUGGAACCGCGGGACGUUCCGAGCGUCAAGCUGCCGGUGAAGAUCGACAUCAUCAAACACCCCAAUGAAACAGACGGCAAGAGCACGGCGGUGCAGGCCAGACUCCUCGCGCCGCAGGACGUCACCAUCUACACAUACCCCUGCAUCCCUGAGUUGGACCAGAGCGCAGAAAACAUCGUGCUGGUGUUUCCCGGUCCAGAUGCCAUGACGGUGGAGGAAUUAUGGGAGUAUUUUUCUGCCGGUGGAGCGCAGAGAGUGAAGAGAUUAAAAGCGGCUUCUGAAACUCGCACCUGCCCGAUCCAGAGAGUGGUUUUCAUUGAUAGCACCUGGAACCAAACCACCAGAAUCAUCACGGAUGAACGUCUUCAAGCUUUACCAAAUGUGGAGCUCAAGAGCAGAAGAACCUGUUUUUGGCGGCAUCAGAAAGGCUGUCCGGACACAUACCUGGCCACAAUAGAGGCCGUUUACUACUUCCUGAAGGACCUGCACAGCCACUACUUCUCCGAAUACACGGGAGAAUACGACAACCUGCUGUUCUUCUUCUCAUUCCUGCAUAAACUGAUCAAUAAAGCCAAACAGGCUGCUGGGAAAGUGUGACGAGAAACUCUCACGUCUGUUUUAUUUGAACGCAAUGGAUGCAUUUUGUCACAGUGAGAUUUGAAUAUUUUUAUUUACAAGUCAAAGUCUGCAUGCAUAUUCCCAGUGUGACUGAAACAUUCACUGAUUUUAUUUUUAAGGCACUUCAAUGUGUAUUUGACAAUAAAUGUUUUCUUGUACACUC